Messenger RNA from Durusdinium trenchii, 3473 nucleotides. NCBI's taxonomy places the organism in Eukaryota, Dinophyceae, Suessiales, Symbiodiniaceae. The record is from the annotation of a GenBank genome assembly.
AGCCGCUAGCCUCGGUCCGGGUCUGCGCCGGUCUUGGUCUUGUGCCGCGGGGUACAUGGCGAAAGCUGAAGGACGGGUCCUGCUGCCACCCACCGUGGAACCGGUGAAGUAUGACAUCAAGCUGAAACCGGACCUGGUGAACUUCACGUUUGAUGGCUCUGAGAAGAUCAGAUUGGACAUCCAAGAAGCCACUGACGAGAUUGCCCUGCACGUCAAAGAGAUUGCCAUCAAGAACCACACCAUCGUCCUGAAAGCUGGCUCUACCGAAGUCAAGCCGGAGGCAGUGACAUAUUCCAUCAAGGAUGCCACGGUGACCUUCAAGUUCGAAGAGAUGCUACCAGUCGGGGAGGCGGAGCUUGAGCUUGAGUUCUUCGGUCUUUUGAAUGAUCAGAUGGCCGGUUUCUAUCGAUCAGGAUACAAGGACAUCACUGGCGCCUCCAAGAUCAUGGCCUCCACUCAGUUCGAAUCCCUGGAUGCGCGUCGUGCCUUCCCCUGCUGGGACGAGCCCGGAAGAAAGGCGGUUUUUGGACUUACCUUGGUGGUGGACACAGGCCUCACGGCUCUCAGCAACAUGCCCGAGAAGCACCGCUGUUACCUGGACGGUGGAGCGAAGAUGGAGGUUGCCUUCAUGGACUCCCCGAAAAUGUCGACCUAUUUGCUGGCCUUCAUCGUGGGUGAGUUCGACUUCAUCCAGGCCCAGACCAGUCAUGGAGUCCUGGUACGUGUAUUCGCGCCACCAGGACGUUCGAAGGAUGGACAGUUCCCACUGGAGGUUGCGGUCAAGGCCUUGGACGGUUAUGAUGACUACUUCGGGCUGCCGUAUCCACUGCCCAAGCUCGACAUGAUCGCGAUCCCAGAGUUUGCGGCGGGUGCCAUGGAGAAUUGGGGCCUCGUGACCUACCGCGAGGUGGAUUUGCUCAUCGCUGAGGGCGCCUCGCGCAAGCAGAUGCAGCGGGUGUGCAUCGUCGUGACCCACGAGUUGGCGCAUCAAUGGUUCGGAAACCUGGUGACCAUGAACUGGUGGGACGAUCUGUGGCUCAACGAAGGCUUCGCCUCCUGGUGUGAGAACUACAUGGCCCAUGAGAUCUUCCCAGAUUUUGCCAUGUGGGAUCAAUUCACCUCGGACACACAAGCGGCGGCGAUGCGUCUGGAUAGCUUGCGAAGUUCGCAUCCCAUCCAGGUGCCCAUCAAACACGCUGAGGAGGUGGAGGAAGUCUUCGAUGCGAUUUCCUACUGCAAAGGCGCCAGUGUCAUCAAGAUGGCUCAUGCCUACCUCGGAGCCGAUGCCUUUAGGAGCGGCUUGCAGGCCUACAUGCAAAAACACAAGUAUUCCAACACGGAGACCUCUGACUUGUGGGCUGCUUGGAGCACCGCCAGUGGGUGCAAAGUGAAUGAGUUAAUGGCGUCAUGGACGGAGCAGAUGGGUUAUCCACUGGUGACCGUGAAGAGCUUCAAUGGUAGCGAAGUGGAGCUCGAACAGAGCUGGUUCCUGGCAGAUGGGAGUGAGGUGAAGAAGGAGGAGGAGAAGAUUUGGAAGAUUCCAAUCAUUUGCAAAGGUCAAAAGCCUGUCCUCAUGGAGGCGAAGACACAGAAGAUCUCUGUGCCCAAAUCAGAUUUCCUCUUGAUCAAUGCAGGGAGACAAGUCCCGAUGAGAGUCUUGUACAGCGAUGAGACCUACAGCCAACUGGCCACGGCCAUUCAGAAGGGCCAGCUGAGCGUGAGUGACAAAGCCGGCCUGGUCUUGGAUUCCUUCGCCCUGGCGAAGUCUGGUCAUCUUGGGGCUGACAAGGUCUUCAAGCUGAUUGCUUCCUUCCGCAGCGAGCGUAACUUCAUCGUGUGGGAUGCCAUAUCGCAAGCUUUGACCGGCUUCGACACUGUUCUCAUGGCUGGCGUCAGUGACCCGACCUAUGCGGCUUUCAAGGCCUUCGUCUCCAAGCUCAUUGCCGAUGCCGCGAAGGAGGUGGGCUGGGAAAAGAAGGCCUCAGAUGGGCACUUGGACGGCCUUUUGCGAGAAACUUUGAUUAACAUGCAGUCCAAGUACUCCGUGGACCCAGAGGCCAUGGCUGAAGCGAAGAGACGGUUCGAUGCCUUCAUGGCAGGCGACGCGUCCCUGCUGCCAGACGACAUCAAAGAGCCGGUCUUUAAAAUGGCUUUGAAGUCUGGCGGCAAGAAGGAGUACCAAGCCCUUCGGAACUUGCAAGCGAAAGCCACCACCAACAUCGAGCGAAAGCACGUCUAUGUCACCAUUGGCCAUACUGCAGACAUUGCCCUGAAGAAGGACGUCUUGGACUGGGUGGUGUCCGGAGACAUCAAGAUCCAGGACUUCUUCUAUCCCAUGGGCUCGGUGGCCGCGUCCUCGAAGGAGGCGGCGGCGCUCACCUGGGACUACUACAAGAGCCACUUCGACAGGAUCUGGAGCAUGUGCAAGACGGCGAGCCCAUCACUCAUGGACGCGAUGAUCAGCCUGUCUGCACGUGGCUUCAGCACCGCAGAGGCUGCUGCAGAGGUGGAGCAGUUCUACAAAGAACACCCCUUGAAGCAGAACCAGAGGACCAUCUCCCAACUUCUAGAAGGCAUUCGGAACCUGCGCUGCAAAGCUUCAGAAAACCGAGAUUGGGGGGUGCUGGCUCCAGCUGGCUAUGGCUCCAGCGGAAACCAACUGGUCAAAGAUAGCAGGGUGUCCUCGGUGUCCAAGAAAUUGAGGACACCUUUGGCCAGACAGGGAGAGUCCUGGUCACUGGGCGAUCAAGAUGUCAAGACCAAGACGCGUUUUUGCUCAACCGAUGUUGUUGUUAAUGGUUUUUAGCGUGGGAUACUUAUCCUUACAUUCAGUUAGUGAAUGGUCGCGCAAGACUCAUGGCUCACUCAUGGCUCAAGAUGGGUAAGUCUCAGCAACACGUCGACACAGUUCACAGCUUAAGGCCUUUCUGCUUUUGGUCUUUUGACUCUUGUGAAUGACACGGCUGGGUCACCGCAUCAAUCUGCCCCGUCAACAACUCAUGUCGGGCGAGAAGGCCCAAGAUAUCAUUGGCUGGCGGGUCCCCAAAACGGAAGAAUCUCAGGUAUUUCCAAGGAAAGAUAGCAUUACUUUCUCAUGCAGAAAACACCGAGAUGCUUGGAGAUUCAGACAUCUCUGAGGGGUCAAGAACUUUAAGUGCUCACUAUCCAUACAUCCAUACAGCAAUAUAGAAGGUGCCAAAGACAUUUGGCAGAGGUCCUGGAUCCAAGUAGAUCAUACACCUUUGCUCACUGUUCCACAGAUGUCCACCCUUCGCGAUCGCCUGGGCAGCCUCGCCCCGUGCCAAGGACGAAUGCGGCUUUCCUGAACAGAAUUUUGAAGACCCCGGUGAUCGAGGAGUCAUUUUGGAAGAGCCUUUGAGCAGAGCUGUUUGGCGUCACAGACGGCACGGUACCUGUCGCAGAGCUGAAUCAAUUGGUGCGACCUGAGUCAUUCGAUGAACUGAGUCGGUGAC